GCUAACAACAGUUAAAGCCAUUCAGUUGUUUACAGCUUGAGCGCGAGUUCAGAACGUUUUUUGUUUGUGUGUAACAAGAGGUGCGAAAAAAGAAAAGAACUGUUGGUUAAAAAAAAGAAAGUCAGUAGUUGCAUUUAAAAAAAAAAAAAAUUCAAACCAAGAGAAAUUUGUUCAAAGUGUCAUAAAGAAAUAUAGGGAAAUAUUACAAUGCGCUGCUUGAUUUUAUAUGCAGCGCUUUUAGGCGCUGUGGCAGGUUACAAAUCGUCUUCUUAUGCUGGAAAUCUAAAUAAAGGUUCAACAGCCUUACAGCCUGAAAUUACUACGUUAAGAUUUGAAAUGUCUUCUACAACUGAGGCACCUUCAAGUUCAUCUCCACCAUCAACAACUUCUACUACAACUCCAGCGAAUUUAAUAGAGGAAGUGGUAUCCGAAUUGCCCGUUUCUUUGCCUCCCAUUUUGGAGGAAGUAGAUUUGCCUAGUUUACCCAAUCGCCGAGUUGUUACCUACGAUCAGCGUCAAGAGGGUCAAUAUAAUAUACGAGCUGAUUUGGAUAAUUUUAUGAUUGUGUUAAUACCUCCUGGUCCCUCAGAGGGUUUGGGCCUCUUGGAUUUGCUAACCAAAUCUUCAUUACGCAGAACCUCUCAUACCAAUAAGAAAAAGAAACAUUAUUCUUCUUCGACAGCCUUGAAACCAGAUGCUUUGAAACAUCUUAACUAUUUUAGAUCCCAUGAACAACAGUUAGGUGGUGGUUCUUUGAGAGGCGGAGAAUUUAUAGAUGGUCGUACUCCCUAUCAUGUGGAUAUUGCUUCACUGAAUGAGGAAGAAAUUCAGCCACGUUUGAAUCCCGAUAGACAAGUAGAUGUUUUGCCACCCUCCUAUCCUUUGGCCUAUCAGCAUUUAAUGAAGCCUUAUCACCUGGAAGCUGAAUCUUCUUUGCUGCCACCCUCGGAAAUUGGUCUGCAACAUAAUUCAGAUUCCAACCCAUCCCAAAAUGCUGGCUACUAUCGCUUUGCCCGCUACAUAAGAGGCGACAAUUUUUUGGAUUCAAAUCGUGUUACCUCUUCUAAUCGUUUAGGUCCCCAGCCUUCAACAUUCAGAAGACAACAAUUGCCGGUGUAUAGAUCUGAUCUAUCGAUGGGAGCUGCCCAAUUGUAUCCUCCCUUGGAUGUGCCACAAUUUAGUUAUCAUGUAGCUCGCAAUUUUGGCUCAAAAUCUUCGCCCUCCUCCUCCUCUGUAGGCGAUGAUAUCGACAGUAAACAGUCUUUGGAUUCAGAUUUAUCCUAUGGCGAAAUUAUAAUACCACCAGCCCAUUUGCCCUUGGAGGAUGAUUUGGAAUUGGCCUUAAACGAUGACAGCCUGUUGGAGGGCGAGGCCAAGGCAUUGCUUAGCGAUGGCAUUGAACGCUGUGCUCCGGGUAAGAGACGUGAUAGUUAUGGCGUGUGCCGGGAAAUAGAGGGUUACUAGAUGAAACAUUUCAAUUAUAAGGAAAAGUUUUCUUUUUUUUUUAUUUCGGUUUCUUAAUUUAAGUAUCAAACAAAACGGACUGCAUAGUUUAGUUAAUAGUUUAAGUUUCUUUUUUAAUAUUUUAAGCCAUAAAUUUAUAUAAUUAAUAUAUUCGUUUAAUUUUUAGUAAAAUUUAAAUUAAUUUAAAACGAGUGUUUAGUUUGUAAGUGAAAUUUAUUUAAAUAAAAUAUGAAUAAUAAUACAAA
Messenger RNA from Calliphora vicina (urban bluebottle blowfly), 1709 nucleotides. RefSeq lists its product as uncharacterized. Lineage: Eukaryota; Metazoa; Arthropoda; Insecta; Diptera; Calliphoridae. The coding region runs from base 208 to 1464 and encodes 418 amino acids. The transcript is spliced from 2 exons. The record is from RefSeq and is a predicted model, not a curated record.